CCUCCUUCCCACUCCAACUAAUAAAGGAUACCAAAACCAAAAAUUCCUCUCUCAUAAUUUCCUUCAUUCAUGGCUUUCCUUCAAUAUUAUCAGUUUCCAUUUCUUUUACUCUUCUUCUUCUUCUUCUCUUUCCCACUUUCUCAACCCAUGUCAAUUCAUGAUCUCCUCAAAUCCAAAGGCUUACCAGCUGGUCUACUCCCAAAAGAAGUAAAAUCUUACAAUUUUUCAUCAAAUGGCCUUCUUGAAGUUUUCUUAAAUGGCCCUUGUUUGACAAAAUUUGAUACUAUGGUCUUUUAUGAAAGUUAUGUUAAAGCUAAUUUAACUUAUGGUUGCCUUACUGGAGUUCAUGGCCUUUCACAAGAAGAGCUUUUUGUGUGGUUACCAGUUAAAGGAAUUAGUGUUGAUGAUCCAAAUUCUGGUCUUAUAAUUCUUGAUAUUGGCUUGGCUCAUAAACAACUUUCUCUUUCACUUUUUGAAGAUCCACCUCAUUGUAAACCAGAUGGAGUUCUGAAAAGGAACAUGGGAAGGAACAGAGAUUUGAAGCACAAAGAUAGAAGAGAUUCCUUUUAAAUAUUAUCUCGUGACUUACUAGUAGAUAACUUUAAGUAAUGAUAAUAUAUUACUUAGUAUAAUGUAGCUAAUUAUACAAAGUAAUUAGAUGGAGGGCUGUAGAGAUUUUGGGAAUACGAUCUCUUGCUGAUUAGAUAGAAAUAUGCUAAUUAAUCUUCUAAAUUUUUUAUCUUUUUCUUUGAUUGUUUGCUUGGAUCUUGAUAGAUCGAUAGAUUAGAUAAUUCCAAAGCAAACGAUCUCUUAUAAUUUAUAUUUUAAUUCUCUUAGUAAAAAUUCUGGCUCGUAACUCCCUAUCUAUAUCAAGUUAUCAACAAUAUUCCAUAUUAUCGUUCA
Molecule: messenger RNA, 903 nt
Organism: Nicotiana tabacum (common tobacco)
Lineage: Eukaryota; Viridiplantae; Streptophyta; Magnoliopsida; Solanales; Solanaceae
Source: RefSeq, a predicted model, not a curated record